Messenger RNA from Trichoderma harzianum CBS 226.95, 1356 nucleotides. RefSeq lists its product as hypothetical. Lineage: Eukaryota; Fungi; Ascomycota; Sordariomycetes; Hypocreales; Hypocreaceae. The record is from RefSeq and is a predicted model, not a curated record. The transcript has a single exon. Bases 1 to 1356 code for a protein of 451 amino acids.
AUGCUCCACCUAAGGUCCAACUCCGAUCCACCACUGAGUCCCUCGACGCUGGCUUCCUGGGAUUUGCCUAUCUUGACGAGUCGGCCUGUGACGCCUCUGGCACUGCAACCACACGAUGCCGACGCCUAUGUGAAGAGGCCUCUCCCGCCUCUGCCUCCCAUGAAGAACAACUCGGCUGCUGUUCCGCCGCCUCUCAAGAUCAACAAGAAGAGGAGCAAGCCAGCCGCCCUGCCAGUGGGGCCGGGACCGAAGAAUGCGCCGCAAAUUGAAGCUGGAGCUGAAAGUCGAAUCGCCUCGCCCUCGCCCGCGCCCUCGCCCCGCCAAGCCCCGAGCACCCCCGUCAAGAACGCCCAUCCGCCUCGCCAGUCGAGCCUCCCUAGCCCUGUGGCCAGCCUUAGGCACCGAAAGUCAAAGAAGGUGCUGCAGCUCAUGGGGCUCGACGUCGACGUUACGAAUCUCGUCGGCAUCACUUCCCAGGAGGCCGAGAAGGAGGCUGUGACUCGAAGCAGCCGAAGCUUUGAGGACCCAUCUGCCCCGAAUCCGGCUGCUCUUUUGCAGCUUCCAGAGGAAGGGCUAAUCCCUGUUUUGGAAGACGAUGAUGGUAUGGCUAGCUUGUCGAGCAAGAAAAGCUCUUGGGGACCAGGAUCGCCGCACUCGACGUCUGCAUUUCCCCUGGGCUCCAAGAAUUCUGUUCGCCGCCGCCGAAGUGCCCGGAUCUUUGACCAGGAUGGCUUAGGCCAUCUUGCGGCGCAGGAAGAUAGCUUCGUGCCGUCGAACGAGGAGGAAGAGCUAGGCGAUGAGAGUGACGAAGACUUGACAGCUGGCGAGUAUCACAAGUUUGCUGUCGAGCUGGCCUCCUCCGCGGUGCCCAAGACUAGCCUCGACGAAGUCAAUGCUGCAGAGUCCAUGGGGAGGCGGUCAUCCAUCUUGAGCUUCAAAUCAGGCUCUCAUUUCUCUCGCCUCCGAAGGAAAGCAACCACUUCCGUUCGACCAACCACUGCUGAUCCGCACUCGCACUCUAGGAGAGUGGGCAGCAGCGGUUCAGUCGAGAUACCUCCUGUCCCUGCUCUUCCACCUGCUGAGCCCGAGGAGCCCUCGGUUCCCAAGAGUGCGUUUGAUGAGAGCGACUCGGAUAGCGACUCGCGACCAAACAGCAGGAGCCGAUGGCGCAACCGUUCUUCACACAAGGAAGAACGAGGUAGAGACUCGCCGGCGAUGGUGCGCCGAGACGACGAGUCGAGCCUGUCGCGAGGAUGGGCGAAGACAGGAGACUCAAUGAACCGGCUGCUGACCGUCGGUAGAAGACGGAGGGACCAGCAGCAAGCUGGCGUCGUGAGCGAGAAUGUUUUUGCGUAA